Bombina bombina (fire-bellied toad) is the source of this 1436-nucleotide messenger RNA. RefSeq names its product anion exchange transporter-like. Gene Ontology annotation, cellular component: membrane. Gene Ontology annotation, biological process: transmembrane transport. NCBI's taxonomy places the organism in Eukaryota, Metazoa, Chordata, Amphibia, Anura, Bombinatoridae. Gene Ontology annotation, molecular function: chloride transmembrane transporter activity; sulfate transmembrane transporter activity; bicarbonate transmembrane transporter activity. The record is from RefSeq and is a predicted model, not a curated record. Bases 12 to 1436 code for a protein of 474 amino acids. The transcript is spliced from 11 exons.
GUGUGACAACAAUGGUAAAGUCAAAAAGGAGAACGUAUUGCAAGAUACCUUGGGAGAGAGUUUCUAACCUUGGCUGUUCAGAAAUUAGACUCUGGUGGCAGGAAAGGUUACCCAUAUUAGAAUGGGGUCCAAAAUACAACCUGCAUGAUAAUCUGCUGGCUGAUACUGUAGCAGGGAUGAUGUUGGCUGUUCAUCAAGUGGUACAAGGUCUGGCCUUUGCUAUUAUGUCAUCGGUUCAUCCAGUGUUUGGAUUAUAUGGCUCUCUGUUUCCUCCGUUAAUAUAUGCCAUAUUUGGAAUGGGUCGUCAUGUAUCUACAGGAACUUUUGCUAUCACAUCUUUGAUAUCCGCUGGCGCAGUUGAACGACUUGUUUCUCCGACCAAUGUCACAAUGCUUAACAGUUCCCUCUGUCCUCUGGGUUUAUCUGAUUUUGAAAUGCAAAGAAUAGGAGUUGCUGCAGCUGUUACAUUUUUAGGAGGAAUUAUUCAAUUAUCCCUGGGUUUGUUGCAUUUGGGUAGUGCAACAUUACUCUUGUCAGAACCUGUUGUUAGCUCCAUGACAACAGGAGCUGCUACACAUGUGGUGACAUCUCAAGUGAAGUAUCUAUUAGGAAUGAAGAUGCCUUACAUAUCAGGGCCACUUGGAAUGUUCUACAUUUAUCACUACAUAAUCAAGAAUAUCAAUAUGGUUCAGUUGGAGGUCCUGCUUUCCUCCAUAUGUUGUCUUGCAGUGCUCAUUGUGGUAAAAGACCUUAAUGAACGAUUUAAAAAUAAAAUAAAGUUUGUCAUUCCGAUUGAUUUAAUAUUGAUAAUUACCUCAUCUCUAGCAUGUUGUUAUGCUGAUAUGGAGUCGGCUUAUGAUAUUCCUGUUGUGGGAUAUAUUCCAAAAGGAAUACCACCUCCUUGGGUCCCCUCAAUCAACAUUCUGUCAGAUGUUGUUACUGAAGCAUUUGGAGUAGCCUUGGUUGGAUACACAGUCUCAAUAUUUAUAGCUUAUAAUUCUGCAAAAAAGUUCAAGUAUUUUGUUGAUGAAAAUCAGGAACUUUUUGCACAUGGACUCACUAACGUUAUUUCAUCAUUUUUGCUUUGCAUACCAAACGCAGGAGCUCCAGCGCGUUUAUUUGUUUUGUAUAAUAAUGGAGCAAAAACACAGGUAGCCUGCUUAAUAUCAUGCAUUCUGAUACUUCUAGUGAUUUACUUUAUUGCUCCACUACUAUACUGGCUUCCAAUGUGUGUUCUGGCAAGUAUCAUUCUUGUUUCAUUAAAAGGAAUGCUCUUACAAUUUAGAGACCUGAAGAAGUAUUGGAAUAUGGAUAAAAUAGAUUGUGUAAUAUGGGUCUGCACAUACCUGGUCACCAUAUGCUUUGCAGCAAAUAUAGGAUUAUUUUUUGGAGUUGUUUUGAGUUUGGCUUUGGGACUAUUCAGAUUAACAAGGUAA